AGUAGGUCUCGCGCCGAAAUAGUUUUUCGAAAACUUCAGGAGCUAUUUGGCUUGGGGAUUUAUUUACCGCUGCACCGUCAUUAAUUCGAGUUGUUGUCCCACGAAAUAAUUCUCAAAAAUGUCACCCAACGCUUUUUCCUCAUCACUAAGAAAAACUAAGGACGCAGCAGCUAAUUGUUCGUAUCGGAAUCAUCCAACCAUUCUAACUUUACCUCUCGUCAUUUUAUAAGAUAACACUGUUCUCUGAUUAGCUGAUUUGUUCUUCAAGGUCAUUACCGGCUUUGUUCAAUCAAAUGGAUGGAAGGAUCAUUGUAUUGCAUAGCAGAGCAUUUGUUGGUUAACGGGAGUCAGGUCUAUUGUUCGUUUUUAGUGAGAAAUCAGUCCAUUUGCUGUAAGGAUUCUCCAAUCGGAUGAUGCCUAAUAUCUUUCUCACGAAUUCGUGAGAAGCGUGAAUAACAUGCAUCUCGUAAUUGUAUGCCUCUUCAUUCCUAGUUCCCAAACUGAGUGCUAUGUUUUCCAAAGUACACUUGUGUCUCCCGGUUAUAGUUCUUGAGAUUUUCUUCAUAUGCGUGCAAAGUUAUGAUUUUCCAGAAAGUCCUUAUUUCUCGCGGUAUGAUGGCUUGGAUUACUCUCCUGAUUCAUUCGGUCAUCCACAUAAAAGAACACGUCGCAGCACCUCAAAAACAAACAUACUUUUGCCAAUAAAGGCAUUCGGGAAAUCCUUUCAUCUCGUUUUAUAUCCUGAUUAUGAAGUAGUUCAUCCGAAUGCCAAGUUGGUUGUUGGUGGUCGAGAAUGGACUGGUGGUCUUCCAGCUGUUUCUGAUCAUGUUGUCCGGGGAUAUGUUGACGGAUUCACACACAGUGUUGUUUUUGGAAGUGUAAUAGACGGAGUGUUUCGGGGCACAGUUUCCUUGAAUAAAAGCAAUUUAUUACAUUCGGCCCCUGGAUCUUAUGAUACCUAUUUUAUUGAACCCUCAGGAUAUUAUUUUAACAAAGACUUUCCGUUCCAUUCUGUUAUAUAUAAUUCGUUGGAUGUCAAGACCCCUACUGUCGGUCAGAGUCGUAUGCGUCGCGCAGUCCAAGAUAUGAACUUUAAGUUUUGCGGAUUAUCAUACCCUAGUAUUGCUCAGAAAAUGAGUAAAAUAAGUUGUAUUGAUGAUCGUAAAAAGCAUGGAACUACCGUCCUCAGGAAUCAUGAACCAUAUUUUCCGGAACUUCAGAGUCAAUUUGUUCGCUCAUUUAAAUCUCCACAUCUAGUUACCAAUAAUUCUUUGCCAUAUACAGAUAAAGGACCGAACACGCGGGUUUGUAAUCUCUAUUUACAGUCAGAUACAUACCUUUGGGAUCAUGUUAUAAAUAAGCCACAUAUUCAAGGCAACAGGGAGCUUGCUGUCAAAGAAAUCACCUCCAUUUUUACGCAACACGUUCAGGCCGCCCAGUUGAUCUAUCAAGAUGCAGUUUUCCGUGAUCACUCAGGCCGUUUAGAAUUCCGUGGUGUCAGUUUUCGCGUUGAUCGUGUCCUUAUCAAUGUAACGGAACAUGACUGUCGUAAUCGUGUAUGGAAACCUACGUAUCUCCAGGAUCGGAAUAAUUCAUAUAUCUCACCUACUGCCCUACCCCGUGAAACAUUUUCGGAUCAUCUGUCCCUCCAUCAGCCAAGUAAUACGGAUCACUUGAGUUUUAGUGGGGCAUAUACUGAUGAAAAUCCUUUUUGUGCACCCAAUAUUGAUGUCACUAAUUAUCUUAAUCUACAUUCAUACAACAAACAUGAUGACUUCUGCUUGGCUUAUAUUUUCACAUACAGAGACUUUUCAGGUGGGACUAUUGGUUUGGCAUGGGUUGCUGAAGUGGGUGGAGCAGGUGGUGUCUGUGAAAAACAUAGGCGAAUGCAGGAAGGAGAUCAAAGUGUUUACAAAAGUUUAAAUACUGGAGUUGUAACUCUAUUGAAUUAUGGAUCAAAGGUAGCCACAAAGGUAUCGCAGCUAACAUUUGCUCAUGAAUUAGGGCAUAAUUUUGGUGCUAAACAUGAUAAUUUUCAUGAAAAUGAAUCACAUGGAUGUUUGCCGUCUAUUGAUGAUGUCCGGGGUAAUUAUAUUAUGUUUGCUAGUGCGAUAAGUGGUGAUAAAGAAAAUAACAACAAAUUUUCCAGUUGUUCACUUGAUUCUAUUGCCAAACUAUUGGAUCGUGUUUUACGGGGUGAAAGAAAUUGUUUUUUAACUUCAGAUGGCCCAUUUUGUGGUAAUCAGUUGACUGAAGAAGGUGAAGAAUGUGAUUGUGGUUUCACCAGAGCUAAUUGUCAUGAUAAAUGCUGCCAUCCAAGAGAUUCAACUAGUCCAUGCAAGCUGGUCAACAGUGUUUUUAUAGAUCAUACCGAACGUACUGUUCAAUGCUCACCUACAGCUGGCGUUUGUUGCACCGAAAAUUGUCAAUAUCGCCCAGAAACUCAUAUGUGUCGUCCAGCCGGUGAAUGUCAUCGACCAUCUAAUUGCAAUGGAAGAAUGUCUAAGUGUCCACCUGUUGAUAUUUUACCAGAUGGUACUCUUUGUCAGGAUGGUACACGUGUUUGUAAACAGGGUCAAUGUAUUGGUUCAAUAUGUGAGCGUAUUCCUGGUUGGCAUGAAUGUUCUUUUACUCGAGAUAAAAAGGUCGUACCUGAAUUAAUGUGUUUCGUCGGAUGUAAGCAGAAUAUUUCUGGUGCACCGUGUAUUAGUUCUUUUCAGUUAGAAAAAGAGCUAGAUUUAAGAGCGAAAUAUCCUCAAUUGGCUGUUGAAGUUUUACGUAAUGGACGCGGCAUUAAAUUGCCUCCUGGAGCUCCUUGUGAUAACUAUCGGGGCUACUGUGAUAUUUCCAUGCGCUGUCUCUUGGUUGAUGCAGAGGGACCACUUUCUCGAUUAAGAAACUUGGUAUUCAGUCCACAAAUGUUUCAGAAAGUUAAAACAUGGAUAAUAAUUCAUUGGUGGGCGGUUAUACUUAUUGCCUUAGCCGUUAUUAUAGGUGCAGUUACUUUCGUCAAAAUGUGUGCCUAUAAUACUCCACCUGUUCGUCUACAUAAUGUGAAUCGUACUAUGCCAAACCUGACUCCCUUCUUAACUUCCAGUCAUAUUCCCUCUGGUUCUGUCGAUCAACCUGUUAUUUGGACUGUUACAGGUCAUCCUGUAAGAUGGGCUAGUUCGCCUAAUCCACGUACUAGUCGUCUCCCACGCUCUUCACGCAGACAGUCUCGUAAAUCCAAAGAUAUUAAAGGAGUUAUUCGCCACCAAAUAAAUUCUGAGAAAUUUUCCAUUACACCCAAUGCAGCUAUACAUCCUCUGGACUUUCCUCCAUCCAAUGCACGUCAAACACCGUUACCUGUGUUACACCCAAAUCCUUUGUCUGCUGUCGACUUGCCUUUACAACCUAUUCCAUGUAACAGUAGAAAUCCUAGUGAUAUUGAACCAGUUGGUGUCAACUCAAAUACUGAAUUUCUGCAACAAAAUAAUUUUUAUCAAAGACCAAACAGUGUGCUCAUCCCUUCAACUGCAAAAGAAUCAAACCAUGUCAGAAAAUCCAAAAUUCCAUCCAAACUAAGUAAUGACAAACGUAAGAGGAAGACACGACCAGUUUCUGAAUGUACAGUUGACAGUAAUGUUUCUGUCCCUGAAAUUUCAAUCCGGGUUGAUCGUCUUAAUGAAGAGAAUGAGACAGCACUUCCUCAACCUGACAAUAGGGUUUCUGGAUCUCAGUAUCUUCGUGAUGAUUCUCGCAGUAUUUCACCACCAUCGUACGAUGAUCUGAUACAACCCGAUAAGUGAGGCUAUUUGUUUCAUUAAUUUGUUUAAUUCCAAUCGACAAUGAAAACUUCCUUCAAUCAAUCAUAUGAUGGAAACGACAACGAAGAAAAAAAAUACUAGAUCUUAUAAGUUCAUAUUUUUCUUUAUUAAAAUAAUGACUUAAUUUUACCAGUCAUUGCCUACUAUUUUAAUUAUUUACUUAAUUACUAUGAGUCUUCCAUUCAUCAUUGUUUUUCUUUCGAAAUUAAUUCAUCAUAUAUUUUUCGUUGUCACUAUAUUUAGAAAAUUCUUUUCUAGCUUAUUCUCUUUUCUCGUUUUGACCAGUUCUUUCAGUAUGUAAAAUUCACACUAACACUACAACACUCACUGUAAGUAUACAAAUAUUUCAAGAGUUUAAAUAAAAGCGUUUGAGAAUUUUUUCGUUCACGUUAAUCCGUUGUGUUUCAAUGUUUUACUAGCUGAACUAUCAUUUCAUCUAUUUAUAUAACUAAGUUUUUUCCAUCUUUGUCACUUUCCGCUCUCUUUUUGUCAAGUAGUUAAAUGGAUUGUUUCUUAUUUUCUCCAAUUGUUUUAUUGUUUAAUCUACAGUUUCAAAAUACUGAAUGAAGGAAAGAUUUCAUCUAGUUUUUUUCUCUGAUUUUUGUUUUGUAUAUGAGUACUUUUUGUUUUUAGUUGGUUGGUUUCUUUUAGUUAUACACACUGUGCACCAAUUAUGUAGUGUAGAUCUUUUUAUUAAUGAAUAAUUGUAAAACAAUUAUUCGUAAUUCUUAUCAUGGAUAUUGACUCUAAUUUUGUUGUAUAUUUGUAUGUACAGGAAUGUGAUAAGUAAUAAACUAAUGUUCGAUCCCAUUUGUGUUUUAAUAUAAUUUAGUUUAUGUAUUUAUGAUGAACAUAAGAACGAAAUAAAUAAUACAGAAGUGAUGCUCGUAUCUCGUUCUCUUUAAGAUAAACU
Molecule: messenger RNA, 4722 nt
Organism: Schistosoma mattheei
Lineage: Eukaryota; Metazoa; Platyhelminthes; Trematoda; Strigeidida; Schistosomatidae
Source: the annotation of a GenBank genome assembly